Molecule: messenger RNA, 3593 nt
Organism: Acanthisitta chloris (rifleman)
Lineage: Eukaryota; Metazoa; Chordata; Aves; Passeriformes; Acanthisittidae
Gene: PLCB4
Product: phospholipase C, beta 4
Exons: 37
Coding region: 12-3593 (1193 amino acids)
Biological process (GO): phosphatidylinositol-mediated signaling; lipid metabolic process
Molecular function (GO): calcium ion binding; phosphatidylinositol-4,5-bisphosphate phospholipase C activity
Source: RefSeq, a predicted model, not a curated record
CUUCUGUAAUCAUGGCAAAACCUUAUGAAUUUAACUGGCAGAAGCCAGUUCCCUCUUUUAUGCAAGAUGGAGCUGUGUUUGAUAGAUAUGAAGAGGAAUCUUUUGUCUUUGAAAGCAACUGUCUCUUCCAAGUGGAUGAAUUUGGUUUUUUUCUGAGCUGGAAAAGUGAAGGAAAGGAAGGACAGGUAUUAGAAUGCUCCCUGAUCAACAGUGUUCGCUUUGGAGCUGUACCAAAGGAUCCCAAGAUACUGACUGCACUUGAGGCUGUUGGAAAAUCAGAAAAUGAAUUGGAAGGACGGAUAGUGUGUGUUUGCAGUGGCACAGAUCUGGUGAACAUCAGCUUCACUUUCAUGGUAGCGGAAAACACAGAAAUAGCCAAGCAAUGGGUAGAAGGGCUUGGAUCCAUCAUACAUAACUUUAGAGCUAACAAUGUCAGUCCAAUGACAUGUCUCAAGAAACACUGGAUGAAGCUCGCCUUUCUAACAAACACAAAUGGCAAAAUUCCAGUUCGGAGCAUUACCAGAACCUUUGCAUCAGGUAAAACAGAAAAAGUGAUCUUUCAGGCACUUAAGGAAUUAGGUCUUCCCAGUGGAAAGAAUGAUGAAAUUGAGCCUGCAGCAUUUACUUACGAGAAAUUUUAUGAGCUCACCCAAAAGAUAUGUCCCCGAACUGACAUAGAGGAUCUCUUUAAGAAGAUCAAUGGAGACAAAACUGAUUAUUUAACGGUAGACCAAUUAGUGAGCUUUCUAAAUGAACAUCAACGAGAUCCUCGGCUCAAUGAAAUUUUAUUUCCCUUUUAUGACACAAAAAGAGCAAUGCAGAUAAUUGAGACAUAUGAGCCAGAUGAAGACUUGAAGAGUAAAGGUGUCAUAUCAAGUGAUGGGUUUUGCAGAUACUUGAUGUCAGAUGAAAAUGCCCCAGUUUUCUUAGACCGUUUGGAAUUAUAUCAAGAAAUGGACCAUCCUUUGGCUCAUUAUUUCAUCAGUUCCUCUCACAAUACGUAUUUAACAGGCAGGCAGUUUGGUGGCAAGUCUUCAGUGGAGAUGUACAGACAAGUACUUUUGGCUGGAUGCAGGUGUGUUGAAUUGGACUGUUGGGAUGGCAAAGGUGAAGACCAAGAACCAAUAAUAACCCAUGGAAAAGCGAUGUGUACAGAUAUUCUUUUCAAGGAUGUUAUUCAGGCCAUUAAGGAAACAGCGUUUGUUACAUCAGAGUACCCUGUCAUUCUUUCAUUUGAAAAUCAUUGCAGCAAAUACCAACAGUACAAGAUGUCAAAAUACUGUGAAGAUCUGUUUGGAGAUCUCCUAUUGAAGCAGCCGCUAGAAACACAUCCACUUGAUCCAGGUAAAGCCUUACCAUCUCCUAAUGACCUCAAAAGAAAGAUUCUCAUAAAGAAUAAAAGGCUGAAACCUGAAGUAGAAAAAAAACAGCUCGAUGCUCUGAAAAAAAUGAUGGAGGCUGGGGAAACUGCUGCUCCUGUAAAUAUCCUAGAGGAUGAUAAUGAAGAAGAAAUAGAAAGCGCUGACCAGGAAGAAGAAGCUCAUCCCGAGUACAAGUUUGGAAGUGAUCUUGUAGAUGAUUACAGUCAAAAAGAAGCUGUUGCCAUCAGUGUCAAAAAGGGUUUAGUAACUGUUGAAGAUGAGCAAGCGUGGAUGGCAUCUUACAAAUAUGUAGGUGCCACAACCAAUAUACAUCCAUAUUUAUCAACAAUGGUCAACUAUGCUCAACCUGUAAAAUUUCAAGGUUUCGAUGUAGCAGAAGAACGUAAUAUUCAUCAUAAUAUGUCCUCCUUCAAUGAAUCAGUCGGACUAGGGUAUUUGAAGACUCAUGCCAUUGAGUUUGUGAAUUAUAAUAAACGACAAAUGAGUCGGAUAUACCCAAAGGGAGGCCGAGUGGAUUCCAGUAAUUACAUGCCUCAAAUUUUCUGGAACGCUGGCUGCCAGAUGGUCUCACUGAACUAUCAGACUCCAGAUGUGUCAAUGCAGUUGAAUCAAGGAAAAUUUGAAUAUAAUGGAUCAUGCGGGUAUCUACUUAAACCAGAUUUCAUGCGGCGACCAGAUCGAACAUUUGACCCAUUCUCUGAAACUCCUGUAGAUGGUGUAAUUGCUGCAACAUGUUCUGUACAGGUAAUAUCUGGUCAGUUCUUAUCAGACAAAAAGAUUGGUACGUAUGUAGAAGUGGACAUGUAUGGCUUACCCACGGACACGAUACGUAAAGAGUUUCGAACACGCAUGGUGAUGAACAAUGGUCUGAACCCUGUUUACAAUGAAGAGUCAUUUGUAUUUCGAAAGGUUAUUCUCCCUGAUCUUGCUGUCCUGAGAAUAGCAGUGUAUGAUGACAAUAACAAGUUGAUUGGUCAGAGGAUCCUACCUCUGGAUGGGCUGCAGGCAGGUUACAGACACAUUUCCCUUCGGAAUGAGGGCAACAAACCACUCUCUCUUCCAACGGUUUUCUGCAACAUUGUGCUUAAAACAUACGUGCCUGAUGGGUUUGGAGAUAUUGUGGAUGCUUUAUCAGAUCCAAAGAAAUUUUUGUCUAUCACAGAAAAAAGAGCAGACCAAAUGAGAGCUAUGGGUAUCGAAACCAGUGAUAUAGCUGAUGUACCAAAUGACACUUCAAAGAACGAUAGGAAAGGAAAAGCCAAUAAUCCCAAAGCCAACGUAACACCUCAGAGUAGCUCUGAACUUCGACCAAGUACUACUGCAGGCCUUGGAUCUGGGACCGAUGCUAAGAAAGGUAUAGACCUUAUUCCUCAAGUGAAGAUAGAAGAUUUAAAGCAAAUGAAGGCUUACAUAAAACAUUUAAAGAAACAGCAGAAAGAGCUGAAUGCCUUAAAGAAGAAACAUGCAAAGGAGCACACCGCUAUGCAGAAGUUGCACUGCACACAAAUUGACAAAAUAGUGGCCCAGUAUGAUAAAGAAAAAGUGUCAUACGAGAAAAUGUUAGAGAAGGCAAUCAAGAAGAAAGGAGGAAGUAAUUGUGUUGAAUUGAAGAAAGAAACGGAAAUUAAAAUUCAGACACUAACAUCAGAUCACAAAUCUAAGGUGAAAGAGAUUGUGGCACAGCACACUAAGGAGUGGUCGGAGAUGAUCAAUACACAUAGCGCCGAAGAGCAAGAAAUCCGUGACUUACACUUGAACCAACAGUGUGAACUACUGAAGAAACUGCUAAUUAAUGCUCAUGAACAACAAACCCAGCAGCUAAAAUUUUCCCAUGACAGGGAAAGCAAGGAGAUGCGUGCCAACCAGGCUAAAAUAUCUAUGGAGAACAGCAAAGCCAUAAGCCAAGACAAGUCUAUCAAAAAUAAAGCUGAAAGAGAGAGGCGAGUCAGAGAACUGAACAGCAGCAACACAAAAAAGUUCCUGGAGGAGAGAAAAAGGCUGGCAAUGAAGCAGUCAAAGGAAAUGGAUCAGUUGAAAAAAGUUCAACUUGAGCAUUUAGAAGUCUUGGAGAAGCAAAAUGAACAGCUUUUGAAAUCCUGUCAUGCAGUGUCUCAAACACAAGGCAAAGGAGAUGCAGCAGAUGGUGAAGCUGGAAGCAGAGAUGGAUCGCAGGCCAGCAACAGUGGUCUAAAGCCUCAACAAGCAAAUUGA